AUGGCAUCGACUGUCUCGACGACGGAAACAACUCUCAACCCAACUCCUGUGCGGCGAAAUCGUCCUGGAACUAAGUUUGAAGAUGCGUAUCAGUUCCCUCACAUAGCAUUAGACAAAUACGAAUCUGCGUUCGCAUUGCAGGAGUAUUUACAAUCAUUAAUACGAACCGACAAAGAAAAUAUAGACUUAUUAGUUGAAUUACCACCGGGCCAUGAGAAGGAGGCCUGGCAAUAUGAGCAUUUGAGACAAUUAUGCCUUGAACUCAAUUAUUUGGUAGUUCAACUAGAAGCUGAAUGUAAUCGUCAAUCAUGUCCCGAAAUGAAAGCCGAUGAAUGGAUGUAUCUGUGUGCUGCCCAUCAGGCCCCCACGAACUGUUGUGCGAUCGAUUACAUUGUGCAUACUUUGGAUGGUGCAACUGCAUUGCUUAAUAGCCAAAAGUAUUUUCCUAGCAGAAUAUCGAUUCCCGAAACUUCAUUAAAACAUUACCAAUCCAUAGCGAGAAGGCUUUAUAGGAUAUUUGCUCAUGCAUGGUUUCAUCACCGUGAAAUAUUCGAAGCCUUUGAGAACGAGAGCCUAUUAUAUGCUCGAUUUUUAAAACUUUCUGAUCGCUACGGAUUGGUGGCGAAAAACCUUUUAAUUAUCCCUCAGAACAAUAAUAUUGACAAUGAUGAUAAAGAUAACACUCCUUCAUCUGAUGUUCCUAGAAAAUUUAAAGCGUCAAGAAGUUUUAUUCAACGAGUAUGUUCAGGUCAAAAAGCAACGUAUCCUCUUGCAGAAGAUUCAUCAAAACGAUGGGUUGAUGAACUAUGCAAUGAAGAAUUGCUGUAA
Racocetra persica is the source of this 828-nucleotide messenger RNA. NCBI's taxonomy places the organism in Eukaryota, Fungi, Glomeromycota, Glomeromycetes, Diversisporales, Gigasporaceae. The record is from the annotation of a GenBank genome assembly.